UAGAAUCUCUAAGGCCAGCCGAUUUCUCACCCCUUCGCACGUGCCAAUCCAUGCCAUUGGCACGUGCCACUGCCAUGAUUUCUGGGUAAUGCCCUUCCAUCCACCAUUCUCGUUCCUCUCUCUCUCUCUCUCGCUCGCUCGCUCGCUCGUUCGUAAUGGGAGAGUUGGGUUUCUGCCUACCUGAAGGCAUUUGGUUGUUCUGGGUGACAGCAGCGUGAUCACCUCUCAUUCAAUUAGUCCCAUAAGUUCCGCUGCUUGUUCUGAGGACAAGAGAGAAGAAAGAUAAGAUUCUGUGGUGGAUACUGUUGGGCUGCUGGUGCCUAAGAUUCUGUGGUGGAUACUGUUGGGCUGCUGCUGCCUCUUUUUCCAGUUGAGCUGAGUUGGUGUUUUCCCUUUGGGGUCCAUCCUGUGCUUGAGAAGAAAGAUGGGCGAGGAGGAGCAAUCCGCUUCGCUGCAGCGGAUGAAUGAUGGCGCCUAUCCGAUGUGUUUUGGUGUUUCGUGCGCUUUCGUUGCUCUUCAACUUAUGUCGAGGAUGGGAAGGCUCGAUGCUCAUCAUCGGCGUCGCGUAGGCGAAUUGAUGCUUCAAGGGAGUGCGCAGCUCUUGGGGUUGCUUGUAGAGAGAGUUCAAAGAAGGGCAGAGGCAUUGGAGGAGGAGCUGAGGAAGGCCGAAUUGGAGGUUGAUGAGCUAAAACAGAGGAGAAUUGAAGAUGCCAGGGCCAAUGAGAAGGUCGUGAGCAUCUUCGCUGCUCGCGAACAGAGCUGGAUCGCGGAAAGGAAGAGCCUGAGGCAUCAGAUCCAAGCACUUGUCGCCGAGAUGCGAAUCUUGAAGGCAAGGAAUGAAGAGGCCAUGUUGGAUCUGAGGAGGAGAGUCGAGGAGGAGGAGCGCGCGAUACGAAUCAAGGACGAAGCCUUCGAGGAAGAAGCAAGGAAGAGGAGAGAGCUGGAGGAGAUGCUGCAGUUGGCUGAGGAAGCAAAGGAGGAAUUGAAAGAGAGGACGGAGGAGGAGGCGCGGCAGCACUCAGCUGAGCUUCGGAAGCAUAAGACGGCGUUUGUGGAGCUCGUCUCCAGCCAGCGCCAAUUGGAAGCUGAGAUGGGUCGCGCCCUCCGACAAGCUGAGGCGGCGAAGCAGGAGCUUGAGGAAGUCUUCGAGCGGAAGGAGGAAGCGCUUGCGAUGGUCCAGAAGCUCUCCGGAGAGACCGUGAAGCUUCGGAAAGAUUCGGAGCAGAAGGAUAAGAUCCUCUCAGCGAUGCUGAGGAAAUCCAAGCUCGACACUGCAGAGAAACAGAUGCUGCUGAAGGAGGUGAAGAUAUCGAAGGCGAAGACGAGACGAGCUGAGAUGGAGAUGGAGAGAUGGAAGAACAUGUGGGAGUCGCGGCACAAGAAGGGCUGGAGGUCAGCACACUCUCUGGAGGUAGGUCCUUCGCAGAACCGAAGGGCAGAAUUGCAGCUUGAGAGCAGUGGAUGCACUUCCAAGACUCUUCUUUUAGAGUACUUGGAAGCUGAGAGCAGGCAAGAGCACGAAUCUUCUGCAGCAAAGGGAGAAAACAUCAUUACAACGGUCGAAUGUUUCGAUCCGUAUUCGAGCGAUGGGAACGAUGAGCCUGUUAGCUAUGACUUCGAACGACUGCAAGAUUGGGUUCGCUUGGAGACCGAGAAGUAUGCAGCUGUGCUUGAGCAGAGGCAUUACGCAGAGAUGGAGGCAUUCACAGAGCAAUUGAGAGCCAAAGAUGAGAAACUUGAAGCUUUUCGAUGGCAGCUGCUAAGCAUGGAGCUCGAGUCAAAGCGGCUUCAGUCUCACAUAGAAGGUCUCGAUGGGAAUCUAUCCCAGUUCAAAGAGGAAAACUUAAGAUUGGAAGCGCUGUUGUUGGACAAGGAAAAGGAGCUGAUGUUGUUGAAAGAGAAAAGCAGAUACCUUGUCCAACACUGCCAAAAGAACAACUCAAAUUAUUUUCCCAGUUCUGACUCCAUCAGAACGAAUUCUCCCAGAUCCGGGGCUUGCAAUCCUUGGUCAGAAGUGAAGCUCACAAAGAUGAGACAAAGGGAGAAAGAUCAGGAGUCCAAGACCAGCUUAGUUAGAGACACCCAGAAGGCAGGGAGCUUGGUUCGAGGGAUGGAUACUUGGAAUGCCAGCGAAGAAACAAAACUGAUGCAGCUGGAAUCACAUAAAAAUAGAGAACUUAUGCACAGAUGGAGCACAGCUACUAAUACCGCAGCAAUUAGUCCAACUUACACAGCACGAUCAAUGGAUAAUUUUGAGGGCAUCGCCAUUACCUGUGUUAAUGAAACACCUUUAGAAGAACCUAAAAGAUCAGAGAUUAUAUCAAGGGACAAAGCUGAGAGUAUCAUCCCGACCUCCCCGUCUCCCAAAGAAGAGAUAGAAGAAGAGAGAGAGGUUAGCAUGGACCCUGGUAAUGUUCACUUGACAAUUAACUUUCAAGAAGAUGCUGACAUUGAUGAUAAGUAUUCUUCAUCACCUGGACCAUCGACUGCGAAGAAGGAUUCAUCUUGGAGAAUGGACAUUCAUGCACUCGGAAUUUCUUACAAGAUCAAAAGGCUGAAGCAGCAACUAGUUGUGCUCGAAAAGUUGACUGCAACUCAGGUGACGGAGCAGCCGACAAUCAAGGAUGAUGCUUCGAACAAUGCAGCUGACGAGAACAGGCAGCAGCAAGACAAGGGGUUCGUGAUAAUGAUGGCUUUGCUAAAUAAACAGGUGAAAAGGUAUCAAUCACUCGAAGAGAGGACCGACAACCUCUGCCAGAGGAUGCACGAGAAUUAUCGAUCUGGAAGCAGCAGGAAUUCACCAAUUGGCAGCACAGAGGAGCAAACUGAAGCACUAGAGCACUUCCUGGAAGAAGCCUUUCAGCUGCAGAGGUAUAUGGUGGCAGCAGGACAGAAGUUGAUGGAGCUGCAAUCCAGGAUGACUUCUUGCAUUGCCAAUGGUUGCGAACUCGGAGAGUCCGUAGGCUUCAAUAUGAGGCUGUUUGCAGAUAUUGUUAGAACUCUCUUUCAGGAAAUACAGAAAGGCCUGGGGGUUCGAAUAGCUCGAAUUAUUGGAGAUCUUGAGGGGACGCUAGCUUCUGAUGGCAUCCUUCACAGGUGAAAAAUGAAGUAAGAUUCAAUUGUUUUCCUUUUAAACAAGGCCAUCUUCACAUUGCCAACCACAGGAAAUAAUAGAUAAAUCAGAAGUGUUCUUCUUUUCUUUUCUGUUUUGGAACAGAUUUAGAAGGCUUCGUUUUCCUUUCGCUGCUUGUGUUUGUAAAGAAAGUUACUCCUGUGAAUGAAAUGCCCCAUAAUAUACUAACGGCAGGAAAGCUAGAUUGUAUCCAAACCUGUCUCCAUGGAAA
Molecule: messenger RNA, 3344 nt
Organism: Phoenix dactylifera (date palm)
Lineage: Eukaryota; Viridiplantae; Streptophyta; Magnoliopsida; Arecales; Arecaceae
Source: RefSeq, a predicted model, not a curated record